Molecule: messenger RNA, 444 nt
Organism: Trichoplax adhaerens
Lineage: Eukaryota; Metazoa; Placozoa; Uniplacotomia; Trichoplacea; Trichoplacidae
Exons: 2
Coding region: 1-444 (147 amino acids)
Biological process (GO): regulation of transcription by RNA polymerase II
Molecular function (GO): RNA polymerase II cis-regulatory region sequence-specific DNA binding; DNA-binding transcription factor activity, RNA polymerase II-specific
Source: RefSeq, a predicted model, not a curated record
AUGGUGCUUGUAUCACCAAGCGGUCAUCAAAUCUCGUUGUUUCCAAAGCGAUCCAGCAACAAAGCUGAUCCUACUAGGCGUCGAAAUCAUGUUUGUCCGCAUAAAAAUUGUGAUAAGACUUACCUGAAAAGUUCUCACUUAAAAGCUCAUAUCAGAACUCAUACAGGCGAAAAACCUUUUGUUUGCUGUUGGGAAGGUUGUAACAGACGCUUCGCUAGGUCUGAUGAAUUAGCUCGCCACAGAAGGACUCAUACUGGUGAAAAGAAUUACAUAUGUCCUUUAUGUAGUCGACGUUUCAUGAGAAGUGAUCAUCUCACAAAGCACGCACGACGUCAUUUAGCUGCAAAGAAAUUGCCACUGUGGCAAGCAGAAGUGAAUAAGCUAAAUAAUGUAGCUUCUUCUGCUGGUAUGAUUAAUAAAUAUGUCUCUGGAAUCGUUUCAUAA